AUGGGGCACCAGCUUUAUAAGCCAGAAGUGAUCACUCAUUUGGAACAAGAGGUGCGGCGGACACCGGGAAGCCGCAGCCAGCUGGAUGCUUUUCCAGACGGGGUGGACAGACCAGAAGUGAAAAAGACAACUCUCAAGCAGAACACGUCGGAUGAAAACCAGCUCCGUGAGGUCAUAAUGGACAGACUAACAGGGGGCACCUUCUGGUACUCCAUCUUAGGAGGACUCUGGGAUUUUGAUUAUCAGUUAGAAUCGAACCACGAAAAGCAGCAGCAGCACUUGGAACAAAUAGCCAUUACGGGAGAAAAACCCUAUAAGUGUGACGAAUGCGGGAGAAGAUUCAGCCAGAGGAUACACCUCAUUCAACAUCAGAGGAUCCAUACAGGGGAAAAACCUUUCAUUUGUAGCGAAUGUGGGAAAACCUUCCGUCCACAUUCAUCCUUUACCCAGCACCUGAGAAUCCACACGGGGGAGAAGCCCUACAAAUGUAGUCAGUGUGGCAAAGCUUUUAGCCGCAUCACAUCGCUCACUGAGCAUCACAGACUUCACGGCGGAGAGAGACCUUAUGAAUGCCGCGUCUGUGCAAAAGCCUUCAGCCAGCGAACGCAUCUUAAUCGGCACGAAAGGACACACACGGGAGAGAAGCCCUAUAAGUGUAAUGAAUGUGGGAAAGCCUUCAGCCAGAGUGCUCACCUUAACCAGCACAGGAGAAUCCACAGUCGUGAGAAGUUAUGUGACUAUAAAUGUGAAAAAGCCUCCAACUGA
Messenger RNA from Peromyscus eremicus (cactus mouse), 765 nucleotides. RefSeq names its product zinc finger protein 713 (gene Znf713). The record is from RefSeq and is a predicted model, not a curated record. Lineage: Eukaryota; Metazoa; Chordata; Mammalia; Rodentia; Cricetidae. Bases 1 to 765 code for a protein of 254 amino acids. The transcript is spliced from 4 exons.